UAGCCGGCGGCUUCCCGGAAGAGCUGAGUUGCGGCGCGGUGAGUGAAGCCUAACUGCCGGGGUAUGCCAAGUGUCCGAUGGUGGCGCAGAUGCCUGCAGGGCCAGUGGGGAGGACGUUAGUAACCAGAAGAGCCACGGUGAUCAGGAUAGUUCCCGAGACCCCGGUUACAAACGAGCAUCGGGGAGGCGGAGGCCUGAUGACUCCGAGACGCAGAAAUGUACCACAGCUUGUAGCACAGCUUUGAUUAAAGAUGACUUCCUUGCUUGCUCAAGAAAUUCGCCUUUCUAAAAGACAUGAAGAAAUAGUAUCACAAAGAUUAAAGUUACUUCUACAAAUGGAGACUAAAUGUGGAGAUCAAAACACAGAAAGGGCAUCUCAGCUGCAAGCAGCUGAGACUGCUUUGAAAAGGAAUCUCGAUCUUUUAAAGGAUAUUGAAGCAGCAGCAAAGUCUCUACAGACCAAGAUUCACCCACUUCCAUGCCCAGAGGUGGUUUCUCUUGAGACUCGCUACUGGGCAUCAGUAGAAGAAUACAUUCCCAAAUGGGAACAGUUUCUUUUAGGAAGAGCACCAUACCCUACUGAUGUUGAAAACCAAAGUGAAGCAGAAAAUACCAUUCAAACUGAGGCCCAGUGAUAACUUCUUCACAUGCUAGUUCAAAAAACCUGUUUAAUAAAGCUGAAUAUUAAGGAGUAUGUAGAUAAUUACGGAGACUAUAGGAAUUGAAUACGCUCAUAUUGUUCCAUUACCUCCUCAAUGACACGUGAAAAUCUACUGGGCAGCCUCAGGUUGUCACGUAACUAUUUGAAAGUCAAGAACUUGCUUCCUCCCAAACUCAUGGAAGAGCUGAAAACCAAUAUUUAAAACUGGACUACUUACUAAAUAAAUUUCUAAGUCAAUGUCGUAUCUGCUGUAUAAACCAAUCACAUACUGUCAUUCCCAUUUAAACAGUUACAUUGGUUCUGAUUUUUUAAAGCAUCCUAGAGUUUUGACUUCUCAAUUAUUUGGUUAUGGGGAUCAUGUAUAGGAUCUAGGUAGUUGUUUGCUUACUCUUCUGGUUUCUUUUAACAAAUUAAAAGAUAUGAUACUUAGCUGCUUUAGUAUGCUAAUACUCAUCAGAAAAGAGAUGGAUAGGAUUUUUGUACCUCACAGGAAAAUCAAACCUCUGAAAGUUUUGGAGACAGAAAGAACUGAACUAUCAAGUAUGCAGUAAGUUAGCCGCUUUCAGGAAUACUCAGACUUGGUUUGGAAAGUGGAGAUCUAGCAGGGCUAGGAGUGGUUACUGGAUUUUGACUUGAGGAUUUAAGGAUUGCCAGUCUUGUGAAUGCAAAUAACCUCUCUAUCAACUUUUCAAGGUUUUUUUCCCAUCUUUUUUUGGAGAGGUUUUUGGUAUAGGGCACUUGCACUCGCCAGAAAAACAGAGACAGAAAUCGAGAAAUCGCCCCCCAGGGGGGAUGGCUGUGCUAUAAUCCCUUCUCCUCUGUUCAACUUUAAACUUGCCCUUCCCUCACUCUUCUGUUUUCAUUAUUUCUGAAAAAGCUGUCUUAUCAGAAAGCUCUAGGUCACAACCCUAAAAAGCUCUGAGAUUCCUCACUCCACCGCAGUUUGAGAAUAGGAAAAAAAAAUUAUAUGCUUACUACAGAGGUAGUAGCCUCUGCUAUUCAAAGGUGUCCGUGGUAUAUGAUGAAAUGUUUUCCAUUUCAAACUGGUUUGUGUUUUUUAAAAAAAAACGGUAGGACAAACUAAAACCACACACCAAUAACAACACUGUAUUGAAAGGUCCAUUGUGUUGGUAAGUUCCUUUAAACUACUAUCUUGGAGCUAUCCUGUUGAGUGGGUGUUGGUGUGGGUAACAAUAAUGUUGUUUUCAUAAUAUGUGCUGGCAGAUUAGCACACUUCUCUACAGUGUUAACAGUUGUAAUUAAGGAAUAAACAGUGCAGGGUGUCAGUCCGAUGACAAUUUCAUCUAUAGUGUCACAAUACAAAAUGUCACAAAAUAUUAGAACUGUUAUAUAACUAUAAAAAAAGUAUCAGCUUAAAAGCUGAAAGCCUUUAAA
Tupaia belangeri chinensis (Chinese tree shrew) is the source of this 2056-nucleotide messenger RNA. RefSeq names its product centrosomal protein 15 (gene CEP15). The record is from RefSeq and is a predicted model, not a curated record. The transcript is spliced from 5 exons. Lineage: Eukaryota; Metazoa; Chordata; Mammalia; Scandentia; Tupaiidae. The coding region runs from base 252 to 635 and encodes 127 amino acids.